AUGGAGAAUUUUUUUCAAGGGUUGAAAAAGGCAAUGUCCGAUGUUGCCGAGAAGAUAGAGGAAAUUGCUGUGAAUAAAUCGGGAGGAGGAGAUGCUAAUGAGGCUGAGGAGAAGAAAGCUGUAGUUCAGAGGCCGCCGAGUCCUGAGUUGGGUGAGGAUAAGGAUGAUGAGAAGACGCAGAAAGGAGAGGCUAAAGAGGAAUGGAGUCUUGCGGAAUGCGGUGUAGCACUUGAUGACUACGAAGUCAAUCUGGAACAUGAGCGUCUUGGCACAAUCCAGGGCCUAGAAGGACUUCAUCAAGUUGAAUGUUUAUGUUUGCGAAACAACCUUAUCAGAAAAAUGGAAAAUCUGAGCAUGCUGACGACGCUGACGGAACUUGAUCUUUACGACAAUAUUCUCAAGAAAAUUGAGGGAAUCGAGACUCUCGUAAAUCUUGAAAUCUUGGAUCUUAGUUAUAAUAACAUCAGAAAAAUCGAAAAUAUCGAGAACUUGACGAAACUGCGAAAACUGUUUUUGGCAGGAAACAAAAUUUCAAAGAUUGAGAACAUCGAGACUCUGACGAAUUUGACGAUGAUUGAGCUUGGUGCCAAUCGAAUUCGAAAAAUAGAAAACUUGGAAGCAAUCCAGGGUCUUCAGGAGCUUUAUCUUGGCAAGAACAAAAUCGCCAAAAUGGAAAACCUUCAUGUUUGCCCAGAACUAUCCCUUGUCGACCUUCAAAACUGCCGAAUCCUCGAGAUUGAAGGACUAGAGGGCCUUCCGAAUUUAACGAGCCUGCAUCUUGCACACAACGGAAUAACAGAAAUCAAGAAUUUGAAGAAAAACACGGACCUAGACACCGUCGAUUUGAGUGGCAAUCCUAUCAAGACCCUUGGAGGUCUUGAAGGGUUGGAUCAGCUUGAAGACUUGUGGAUGAAUGAUUGCAAGAUUGAGGAUUGGAAAGAAGUUGAGAAAUUGACCAAACGGCCUCAACUGCGAACCGUCUACCUCGAGCGCAAUCCAAUCUACAAGGACCAAAUGUACAGAAAGAAACGAUCCAAACGGGCCAAAGAACCUCGAUCAACAGAAAGUCCCGCCGCUGAAAAGAAGCCGGAAAAGCGAGUGAAUAUCAUUGAGAAACCAGCUCCGGAGAACUUGUUAAAAGUUGACAGGGAUUUAUGCGAAGUAACACACAACGAUGCCAAGUCUGCGAUUCAGCGAGCUUCUGACGAGUGUAAAAUAAAAGUUCAGAAAGCUUAUUGCGACCACAAAGCCGGUCUCCUCCUUCCUUCCAGAAUCGAACGUACCUGUCCGCAUAAAAAACGCCAAGUCGCCCAGGCCCCGGCCGUGACUACCCGGAAUCCUGAAGCAAAAAUUCGCAUCUGCUACUUUUUAAUCGUCCACGGAAGAUCUCUUCGCCAGAUUAAACGACUAGUGAAAAACAUCUACCAUACUGACCACAUUCUUUACUUCCACGUCGAUUCCAGAUCGCAUUGGCUUCAUUCGGAGCUGAAAAAACUGACGCUAGAAUAUGAAAAUAUCUAUCUCGCUGAUUGGAGAGAAACACCGAUCUGGGGAGGAACGAGUCUCUUGACUACCAUCUUUCGCGGCCUUACGGACAUGGUAGAAAAGCAGUACAAUUGGGACUUCUUCAUCAACCUUUCUUUCGCCGAUUUUCCUGUCAAAUCCAACGAUGAUCUAGUUCAAUUCUUGUAUAAGUACCGAGACAAGAACUUUAUGAAAUCGCAUGGUCGGGAGCCGGAAAAAUUCAUCACGAAACAGGGCUUAGAUCGCGUUUUCUUCGAGUGCGACAAUCACAUGUACAGAAUUUCUGAACGAAAAACGCCAAUAGGCAUCGAAAUCGACGGUGGAUCUGACUGGAUCGCGCUUAACCGCGAGUUUUCCGAGUGGCUCGUCUUUUCGAAGGACGAAAACUUAGAGCAGCUGAAAACAUGGUUCAACUACACCCUCCUCCCAGCGGAGAGUUUCUUCCAUACUGCCGUUCAAAACACUCACUGGUGCGAGAGCUACGUAGACAACAACAUACGAGUGACAAAUUGGAAUCGAGCCCGUGGCUGUAAGUGCCAGUACAAAGCGAUUGUCGACUGGUGCGGCUGCUCUCCUAACGAUUUUAUGCCAAAAGAUCUGUCCCGAUUGAAGACAACCAGGCCAAUUUUCUUCGCGAGAAAGUUCGAAGAAUUCGUCUCACAGGAGGCAGUGCAUAAAGUAGAAGCCGAUGUAUACGGCGAAUACAGCGCUGGAACCCCUUCAAUUUCUUCCUACUGGGAAAAUAUCUUCAACGCAGAAGAAACCGAAAAAUUUUUCGCUUCCUCUAAAGCUGACGCGACAAGAGACGGUCAACUCAGCAUUUUUAAGUCUUGGAAACGCCUUGCCAAGCUCGAUGAAUCUGCGAAGUUGAAAAAUGUUAACAUUUAUAUGGAAAGAAAGAGGAGCGAAGUUGGUUAUGUGCUGGAAUAUGAGCUGGAAAAUGGCGAUUCAAGGGAGAUUUAUGUAAAGAAAAUUGAAGAAGCGAAAGAAAAGGAGCCUGAAAUCCCUCUUUCAAUACAGAUCGGGACAAAAUGGGAUGUUAAAGAACUGGUCUUCCGCGACCCAGGAGGGCUGAUCUCAACCCUUCUUCCAAUGCACGCUUCUUUCCGCUUCCAUAAUGUCCAAGAAAAAUUUCAUGCGAUUGCCAUCGUCCAGGAUCCAUCAGGCCAUCCAGCUGAUCAAAUUGAAAUGGACAUUCCAGAAGAUGAAGAAAAGCGAAAGAAACGGGCGAAAACGUCUACUUUUCAUUGUGAAGGAGAGCUUGGCGGAGAAGUCGUAGCAGCCGAAAAGCUAGCGCUGAACUUACCCCUCAGACCUGGUGUCUGGACCGUGUCUGUUUAUGUCCGCGGCACUAGAUCGAUGAAGUUUAUCGAAGGCUCAAGAACUCAUUUCACAGUAUCACCUCUUGGCUUGUUUGGCCAGCAACCCAUCGAUUCAUCGGACGCUGCUAGGAGUAAUGGCGGGUCCAAAGAGCUGAACAAUAAAAAGAAAGACCUCAGGCUCUGGGAGAAGAUAAUUGAAGGCGUUCCUACGGAAGAUAAAUCUUCAUUAUUCAAGCUUCAACUUGCGCGGAAUUCUAGCUUCGUUUCUCAUGAGCUGAACGCUUGGACGGAUGAAAUUCUUGCAAAAGGAUGGACGAUCGCUUCUACUUGCACAACUAGCUCUUCAUCGCCUCUUCCCGACUGCUCCAAGAGCUACUGGUCCACAUUUUAUCCUGAUCCAAAGUCCGAACUUGGAGCAGUCAACUCAAAAGGUCGAUUACGCGACUAA
This is a messenger RNA of Oikopleura dioica, 3294 nucleotides long. The record is from the annotation of a GenBank genome assembly. Lineage: Eukaryota; Metazoa; Chordata; Appendicularia; Copelata; Oikopleuridae.